Molecule: messenger RNA, 867 nt
Organism: Procambarus clarkii (red swamp crayfish)
Lineage: Eukaryota; Metazoa; Arthropoda; Malacostraca; Decapoda; Cambaridae
Source: RefSeq, a predicted model, not a curated record
AUGGACUUUGCUAAAGCUUUUGACAAGGUAUCACGUGAGAAAGACUGGCAAGGGAGUGACAGCACAGCAGCCCUGGCCCUCAAGUGCCAGCAACACAGCAGCCCUGGCCCUCAAGUGCCAGCAGCACAGCAGCCCUGGCCCUCAAGUGCCAGCAGCACAGCAGUCCUGGCCCUCAAGUGCCAGCAACACAGCAGCCCUGGCCCUCAAGUGCCAGCAACACAGCAGCCCUGGCCCUCAAGUGCCAGCAACACAGCAGCCCUGGCCCUAAAGUGCCAGCAACACAGCAGCCCUGGCCCUCAAGUGCCAGCAACACAGCAGCCCUGGCCCUCAAGUGCUAGCAACACAGCAGCCCUGGCCCUCAAGUGCCAGCAACACAGCAGCCCUGGCCCUAAAGUGCCAGCAACACAGCAGCCCUGGCCCUCAAGUGCCAGCAACACAGCAGCCCUGGCCCUCAAGUGCCAGCAACACAGCAGCCCUGGCCCUCAAGCGCCAGCAACACAGCAGCCCUGGCCCUCAAGUGCCAGCAACACAGCAGCCCUGGCCCUCAAGUGCCAGCAACACAGCAGCCCUGGCCCUCAAGUGCCAGCAACACAGCAGCCCUGGCCCUCAAGUGCCAGCAGCACAGCAGCCCUGGCCCUCAAGUGCCAGCAACACAGCAGCCCUGGCCCUCAAGAGCCAGCAACACAGCAGCCCUGGCCCUCAAGUGCCAGCAACACAGCAGCCCUGGCCCUCAAGUGCCAGCAACACAGCAGCCCUGGCCCUCAAGUGCCAGCAACACAGCAGCCCUGGCCCUCAAGUGCCAGCAACACAGCAGCCCUGGCCCUCAAGUGCCAGCAACACAGCAGCCCAGGGGGCAUCAGCUACUGA